Prunus armeniaca (apricot) is the source of this 237-nucleotide messenger RNA. The record is from the annotation of a GenBank genome assembly. NCBI's taxonomy places the organism in Eukaryota, Viridiplantae, Streptophyta, Magnoliopsida, Rosales, Rosaceae.
AUGCGCGCGUUGCUCGCAGCGUGCACAGUAGCAGGCAGGCAGCGCAGGCAGUCUCUUGCGCAUUUCAUCGAACACCUUAUGUGCGUUGCUGGUCUGAAGCAGAUGUGCAACUCCAGCACCUCUAAUGGUGAUUUCCGGCGACCGGAGGUGCAGGUGCACCUCCUUGCGCCUGCACAGAUCCGCCAGUGGAUGUUGGUGAGGAUGAUGCGGGAGACGAGGCCAAAUCUCUCUAUCUAA